Molecule: messenger RNA, 5458 nt
Organism: Notolabrus celidotus (New Zealand spotty)
Lineage: Eukaryota; Metazoa; Chordata; Actinopteri; Labriformes; Labridae
Gene: cd164l2
Product: CD164 sialomucin-like 2
Exons: 6
Coding region: 3766-4407 (213 amino acids)
Cellular component (GO): cytoplasmic vesicle
Source: RefSeq, a predicted model, not a curated record
UCGUGCAUAUCAAUGCGCUACAUAUCGAGGAGGGGGGAAUCUCGUCCUGCUCGAGCCAUAUUAGGACACACUUCCUGUCGAUUAACUUGGACUACGUCACACAGAGAGGAUCUGAGGUGCAACAUGUGUCACCUUCACAACUUGCGACAGUCUCAUCGAGCCGAUCCUAAUUUAUGCAAAAUCACAGCUGUAGUUUUGGUCCUGAGGCAUAUUUAUCGCAUUGAAGAAAGGAUGUGAAGAACAGAAUUUUGGGUGAUACUUAAAGCUACAUUGUCUUCCAUUCGUAUUACAUUUUAUGGCGCUAAUGUCCUUAAGUCAUUUUUUCAGCCAGCCAGCUUUUAUGAAUAUUUACACUGAUAGGCUACCAAUAAUUCCUCUCGCUAUCGCGUGCCGUAAAUUGUAGUUAUCCACUACAGUCCUUCACAUGUGUAUCGAUUUGUGCUGCAGUGGGAGCUUCGGUGGAGGAAUAAAUCGUGUUCAGCUUUGUCAUAUCCCUUAUAGUGUUUUUAAAGCACGCCGACACAGAAACGGCACACACCGUGGAGAUGCACACAUGUAGCUUACCUAAGCAAUGUGUUAUAGUGCCUAUAAGAUGUGGGAGAACAUGAGCCACGUCUGUGUGUCAGGACGAGGAGGAGGAGGAGGAGGAGGGAGAAGAGGUGAGGAUGGUGAUGGUGGUAGAAUCCACUGCACAAAGAUGAGAAGUGUGUCGUGAUUCUCGACUCAAAAGACCUGAUUUUAAGGGCCUGGGCCAUGACUCACAGCAUCUACAUCACCAAACACUCUGAAGGUUAGAGAACGUUUCGUGCUGGUGCAUUUGCAGUUUUAAGUGCAGGGGUGUAGCUGACAGUUACAGAGCAUAUUCCUAGCAGGGUAACCUGAAGCCUCCAUGCUAGGAAUAUGGUCUUCACUUUAAAACUCCACAAACUGAGGACACAGAUAGUGAUUAAUCAACUUUAGUGCCAAGAGGCUCUGAGAUUUGAAACUGUUUUGGUUAUGAAUAGAAUAGGCAUGAUUAAUGCUUAAUGCAAUGACAGCAAUAUUUUUGAAGGCACUAAUUUGCAGUGAGGCUGUAAACAUACAGAUUUAUUUUUUUAAAUAGGAAGUACACAUCACAAUUUUAAACACCAUGUAUUCAACAGAUAUAUAGUAUAGGCUCAUCUCUAAAUUGUUAGAUAUGACAAAUAACUGUGGUAUUGGAUAUGGUAAAAAAAACAUUUUUUAUUAGGAAUAAAGGGUGGAUUAAGAUGUGAACAUUUCUCUAAACUAAUUUUCAGUAUAUUAUGGGUGAUGUGAAUUAUCUUUGGCAAAAAAUGCGUAUUUGUGUGGUAAUAAAUAAAAAUAAACCAACAUAUAAAAAAGACAGUCAUUAAUUUACACAUUUCAUCAAUGGUAACUUCAAACAUAACACCAGAAAAUAACCCCACUUGUGUCUUAAGUGAUUUUAAAUAAUACAUAAACUCAUACUAAAAAGUCACAGACUUGUCAAACUGAUCAGGGAGCUGUCAGAUUAGGAGUCAUUUAAAAUUAAUGAGCUUUAACUGUCGCAACUGCUUUCCAUUAUUUUUUUCUCAGUUUAUGUAUUCAUUUUCCCCAUUUGUUCUGUAUAUCAGAGAGCCUUUAAUGCAGUUACGAGCUCACAGAGAAAGCCUUUGUACAGACCCAUCUUUUUAUUUUGCUGAAUACAAUUAUGCGUGAAAAACAUUUGCACUGUAAUUCAAAUGUGUUUUAUUUCAAUUUAGAUUAAAGAACAAACACUUCUCUCAUUUUAGGAUCAUGCAAGAUUUCACUCUUUACAUUUUUACUCACAUUUGAACCACUGAGCUGUUGAAGUACUACAGUUAUUAUUUUACACAUUCUCCAUACAAGGACCUGAAAACCUGGUUUGACAUGUCAAUCAGAAGUGAAUCAAUCAUGUCUUAGAGAACUGACAAGUGACCGGGCAGCACCUCAUCGCAAAGAGAACCAUUUGAAAUUAUAAUAGACUGCUGACGUACAGGCUGUCUAACACCUCAUCACAUUGCCAAAUGUCAAUGUAUGUUCACACUUAUAUAUAGAGCUGUCUCCGUUAGAUUGGAUAACUCAUGACACACAUUAACAACUAUAUGAGACACUUCCCUUGUUAUAAUAAGCACAGUGAUUGUGUUGAACUAUUUAACUUUCUUUUUCAAGCAGAUCCUUUAAAAAAUGUACCAGUUCGAUUCUAUGCAGGGAAAAUACAUAAAGUCAUCCCUGAACAUUGUUUAGUAUAUUUUAUUUGCUUGUGGUUGCUUUUUUUAAUUAAGGUGUUGCAGAACAAUACUUCCUGUUAGUCACUGUUUUGUCUCGGAAGUGUUCACUUGUUGUCUUUCACAUCGUUUUGUAAAUUAUAUAUUGGAUUGUCAUGUCUCUCACCUGUCUUGUAUUGUUCUGCAACACAUUUGUUUGUGAUUGCUGAAAGCCACUCCAGGCAUCUUGUUACAGCUUAUGGCUUUGGAGUGACCACAAGUUGAAAUUAGCUUGAUGAUAGAGGGAUCUUUCCCUCUCAGGUUUUUGGAUUUUGAGGACUUUUAGAGGCCCGGAAAGGUGAUAGAAUCAAAUACACAAAAUAAGUGUUGUGAAACAGGGAUAUAUUUUUAGACAUGUUAGCAGUUUUGCCCUGAGGAUUGUGUUGUCUGUCAGCCUGUCAGUCCGCAUCCUCUGUCCACUCUGACAUAUCUCAACAUCUACUGGAUUAAUAACAAAAGUGUAAGUAUGUCACAACAUUCAUAAUGACCAUAAUAGAAAUAGAAAUAAAGUAAAGUGUAAUUUCCCCUCAGAUUGUGCAGAUCUAAGGAUUUUUAGAGGCAUAUUAAGGUGAGAGUAUCCUGUAUAAAAAAAACACAUGUUGUGUAACAGGGAUAUAUUUUUAGCUGUGUUAGCAGUUAAGCUCUGUGCAUGGCAUCUGAUGCUCUGUCGGUCUGUCAGUCUCCUUGCUCAACUCUGAAAUAUAUAUCACAAUCUAUAAGAUGGAUUACAAUGAAACAUGGUCGCACCAUUGGUUUGAGGAUGUAUUUCUCUAUUUCACAUGACUUAGCAGCAAAACUGACGCAGCCCCAUGGCCUCAGCUUUGUGUUCAGACAGUUGACGUUAUAUUACUAUGGACAGUGCUCCUCAAUCUCCUCCCAUUGUGGAAGUGAAGCCAAAAUUCAGAUACAAAACAAUUUGAAGCAGACACUCAUUGUAAUUGAGAGUUCAACGACUCGUGUGUUUGUGUUCGUUAUUUUUUCUCUUGCCGUUCUCUCUGUACUAUACAGAACUCUGCAGGCGCCCGCAUUUGUCGACAGAGCUAUCAAUCAAUCAUCUUUUUAUAAUCAAAUAACCAAAUAAAACUGCACUUCUCCGAAAAAUGAACACUUGGAUGUAAAUCACCAUGAAAAGAAGUAACUGCUAUGACAGAUAGCAUGUUUGAGAAAAAUGUAUUUGACGUGUAUUCUAAUUUUCUAGAUUGAGUCAUGGCCCAGACGUUAACUUGGAGGAGUCAGGCUUUAAGAACUGUAAAAGUUCUGGCUUCACUUAUCCUGUACAUUGUUUUAUGCAGUCUUUGGUCCAGAAGUGAUUAGCAAAUAUUAGCAUGUUCACUUAUUAAAGUAACAGUGUUAACAUGUGACCAAUACGAAUUUUAGCCUACUGAUGUUAACUUGUAGCUCAUAGGGAACAGUUGUCACCCCAUCCAAACUGGUGUGUAUUUCAGCAGGGUGAAGGUGGGUCAGAUAGUUGCUAGGACACCGAGUUUUGGUGUCGCUCAUGUUACACAGAUCUCUGUCUCUGCUGUCUUUUCCUCUGUGUCCCACCACAGAACCAUUUCUCAGUUUGAACUAUCUUAAUCUUGACUACCGAAUACCCUUUUGUGGUCAAAAUUUUUUUUACCCACAUUUUCCUCCAAGCAGCUUGACUGUUGCUGUCAGGAUGAAGACGCUGGUGUUGAAGGUCCUCUGCUCCACACUGCUGCUUCUAGCUGUGGUGCCCAUUGUGUGCUCACAGUCAGAUUGUUCUCAGGCUGAGUCAUGUGACCUGUGUGUUGGAGACUCCAUGCUCAACCUGACAGGCUGUGUCUGGAGGCUUUGUCCAACUGGUAAUGAUACAGGGAUGUGUGUGACUGAUCAGGGAGACUCAGCAGACAUCGCCAUGAACUGCAGCUGGACUAGAGUGUCUGAAUUGUGCACAGUUGUAGAGACAGUGGCUGAUGGUGGAGGUGGAGGUGACUCAGGUGAUGGAAGUAGCCCCAACCCUUCCCCAGAGUUCUCCCAGGCCAAGUUUGACAUGUCCAGUUUCAUUGGGGGUAUCAUACUGGUGCUGUGUGUUCAGGCAGGUGGCUUCGCUGCCAUGCGCUUCCUCAAAUCCAAAGAGCAGAGCAGCUAUGAUCCCAUAGAUCAGCCAGCACAGUAAGGACGAGAAGUAUGAAGGACGAACAGCCGAGCCUGGAAGACAGCCGAGCAGUGACUCAUCGAUUUGUGACGACAAGAGUGUUUUUUUUUCCAUGAGCCCCUGUCAUUCCCAAUAAUGUGUACCCCUGGGGGAUGGGUGUGUUAUUAAGUGGACUUUGUUCUUCCAGAAUACUGCAUUGUGUAGUGAGUGUCUGUGCACGUGUUUAUUGUGUUUGUAUAGUAAUGAUGUUGCAGAGAUACUUUGACUGUCGCUAUUCACACAAUCUGACAAAUGAGACACAAAACAGCUUUGAUUCCUCUGCUUUGUGACACUUAUAUUACAUGUCUAUUGGUGAAACCUCUUACAAUAUGCAUCUUCUGCAUCCGUAUUAAACAAGCAGUGUAAACUGUGUAAAUAGCACAAGGCUGAUGUGGGAAAGGGGGAUGUAAUUCCAGGAAAGGAUGUUGGCAUCCAAGAUCGAAACGGGCAUUUCAAAUUUUUCCAAAAAUAGACUGAAAUGAUUACCUGAAAGAUUUUAUCCAUUAUUAAAGAAAAUGUCUGUGUUAAGUGUGGACCUGCAUAACUUCAAGUGUUUGAUUGAGAUUAAACAUUGUGUAUGUCACAUAUAUGUUUUCUAAUCUGUUAACUUGCAGUGAGUUUCAUAGUUUGAAUAAGGAGCUUAAAGAGCCAUACAAACAACUGGUGAUCUGUUUUUGGGGAAAUCAAAAAAGUGCACUUUACAAUCUGCAUAAUGGUGAUUAAUUCCAUUAAUGCUGGAGCACCACCCCUCUGAUUUUCAUGUGUUUUUGUCAUGUGUUGUCAAAAGUUGAGUCAUUUUUGAAAAUUCUGUUUCAUAGUUGACAUUUCUGAUCUCACUGCUCAUGUUCAUACCAUCAAUAUUAGCUUCAGUCCAUCAAUAACAGCUAAAAAGAUGUGUGUUCGUACCCUGUUUAAUCACGCUAGUGUUGGUUAAGUAGAUCAUUGUAUAGGUCUGGUUUUUAAGGGUGUGUCACUGGAAUGCAAAAUGCUUUGAAAGGGCUGAAUAAACCAAGGAUAAGCACCUGUUUCUUUA